Messenger RNA from Scophthalmus maximus (turbot), 2044 nucleotides. It is a transcript of the gene dap, whose product is annotated as death-associated protein. Gene Ontology annotation, molecular function: death domain binding. Bases 177 to 506 code for a protein of 109 amino acids. NCBI's taxonomy places the organism in Eukaryota, Metazoa, Chordata, Actinopteri, Pleuronectiformes, Scophthalmidae. The record is from RefSeq and is a predicted model, not a curated record. The transcript has 4 exons. Gene Ontology annotation, biological process: negative regulation of autophagy; apoptotic signaling pathway; cellular response to amino acid starvation.
CACGUGACGUCACCACGCUUCGUUUCCAAACAAUGCUGCAGGAAAAAGCCACGUUGACGAUCCAGACCCGAGUGUAGUCCCACGUUUUGCGGGCAAACUAAAGCGCGAUUCGGUUUGUUCUUGUGCGCGCUGUUUCUCUGUGGGCCCCUCGCGUCGGACCGAGCACCGCCGCCGACAUGUCGUCGCCGCCGAAGGACAAAGUGGAAACCAAAGGAGGACAUGCCCCUGCAGUGAAGGCAGGAGGUAUGAGGAUAGUGCAGAAGUAUCAGCCAGCUGCUGCUGCCGCCGCCGCGCCAGAGCCCGUGCAGAAAGACGAGGACGACGAGGAGUACGUCAGCAGCAGUCCACCAAAGGCUCCUGUGAUUGUGUCUGGAGUGGUUACAAAGGGUGACAAGGACUUCACCCCAGCUGCUGCCCAGGUGGCCCACCAGAAGCCCCAGCCUGGUGUCCCCAAGCUGCCCCAAGCCCAGCACUUCAACCAGCACAUCAAUCAGCCUCGCAAGUGAGCCAGGCGGCACGCUACAAUGGCUGCGCUAACUCCACCAGCAGGCCUUCCCAAUGGAACACACAUGAUGAAGAUGUUUCCCCACUUGGCACCGAUCUCCCCUUAAAUAAUCAGAGUAAUUUUUUUGUCCGCCUGUUGCGUUACACAUGCAAGGAAUUUGUCAGCAACAGGCACCUAAUGCUUACAUGGCUAUUGAAGUCCCGCUCGUUUACACCCUUGCUGUAGUGGUGCUGAACUGUGAGGUCUGCAGUUUUGGUUCCACUCCUUAAGAGAGAUUGCUUUGCAGGUUGUACAGUCUUAAUAUGGCAUAAACGGGCGAAGGGUCUUCUUAAAUGGCUGUCUUACUUGGAUUAAAUAGCUGAGAAAUUGAUCUAAGAUCUGAGUCUCUUGGGAGGGGGAGGGCUCUCUCCCCACAUGUGCUGAGCAAUACUGCGUCACAUUAACCAGCCAAUCACAAAUUCUGUCAAUCAGGCCAACUAACCAACCGAUCACCUCGCGGUGAUGAACCCAGGCUCCGGCUUUCUACCUACAGUAUGAUCUUCACAGACCAAAAGAACCAGAAUCAGCAAAUCAAGAGGUGGAGAAACACGUUUUUCAUCAUCACCACAAGCCAAAAACACAGUGAGCCUCUUCUGAGUUGCAAAGAAUGGGUUCGAUGCGAGUGCAUCACUGAUGCUGUUGCCAAAGUGCACGUUUACAGCACAGACCAGAGGAAGUCAAACUAGACACUUACACGACAGCAUUAGCUCGUUAUUUGCCCAAACGCUGAGAUUCUAGCAACUUUGACCAACAUUCCAUUUGACCCCUUUCUCUCAUACCCUCCAUCAGAUAUGACUCUCAGACUUAGAGAUGCUUUAUUGGACUACAAUCAAAGUGUGUUAGUGUAUUCACGCGAGAGAAGAAACUCAAUAUCUUCAAUUUGAUAGAUGCACUAUAAGAGAUGCAAAACAUGACCCAUCUGUAAUCACGGCUGUCAUUACCUUAGUAGCUACUGGAUGCCUGUCCCUAAUGUCUCGGCUAAAGAUGGCUACCUACAAGUAUAGGGGAGCAAAUAUUGCUACUUAAAUUUUGCUCCAGUUUCCCCCCUGCUCUUACCUUUAUUUAACCAAAAAGAGCCAAAUCUCCUCUGAUCUACUCUCCUAGUAAUGCUAACUAAUUUUAAUGCAAACGUGCUUCAUUGUUAAAAAAAAUUACCAGCAGUGCAUCGCACGCAUUCAAGCAGCACACACACACACAAACACACACCACCCUUUUCCUUAAUCACCUGUCCCCUUACACUCAAGUGUCAUUUGUUGCAACGAUAAUGUUCAGGUUUCCAGGAAGGAAAGAAAGAAAGAAAGAAAUUUACCUUGCCAAGAAUAAAUGAUCACAUAUGUUAAUUUAAUCAAGUUCAGAAGAGUUUUAUUUGUGUUUUUCAAAAAAGAUUUUUUUUUUUUUAUGAGUAAAUUGUUCAAAUUGUAAAAAUCUUUAGUCAUUGAGUGGAACUGGGUAGUAGGUGUGGUUGUCAUAAUAAAUAAAGAUAUAGACUAUCUCGAAAAA